GCGUAGUAUUAUUCCUUAUUAUCACUAAGAAGCUCAAUCAUGUGCUCCCCCCCUGGUCCGCGGAGGUCCGUGUUGCUAUACGGGUUCCUCCUACUUGCUCCUUCUUUGAAAAACGUUUGUAAACUUCUAGAAAAAUACUUCUUAUCUUUGAAUUUUGAUGACAGUUUAUCAACAGAUUAUUUCCAUCCAACGUUACGAUGUGCAGAUAGGCAAGGGCAAUAAUUAGUAAUUAUAAUUAAUAUAGGGGGAUUUCCAUUGGUUUAAGGGUGUUAUAAAAAUACCUGAAGGCCCUCUCAAUGAUAGGAUUAUAAAGUAGAGCACGCACGAUGUGUUCGUGCAGCUAGGAGUAGGUAUAAAAUUUGUAGUCUAGUUAAUGUUGUUUGUCUAACAAAAUGGGUUGUGUGUGUUGUUCCCUUAGCUCUUUCGUCUCCAUUCUCCUAGAUGCACUUGAAAGAAUAUCGUUAUGCACGGUGUGUGCUAUGUUGACGUGCUGUCUCCUGUUUACUAUAAUCACUGUGAUGGUCUUGGGUAUUGGUAUUGGUUUCCAUUACUGUUUUGUCCAGAGUUCAGUAGAGGCUAUGGGAAGGGCAGCAAAAGCCGCCGGUGCUUUGCGUUCGGGGCAAGCGCAACCAGGCCCCGUGAUGAGGUCCGUGGACUCGGCCCUGCGGCGGGGAGGCCCUCCCAAGACCGACACCUAUCGCGAACGACGCGAAGCCGACUACCCUCCACUCACCAACAAUAACACCCUGAACCGACUCAACUCCACUUUACUCACCCACAACCUAACCAGCGUCGAUUAUAUACAAUUUUUCAACAUAACAAAUCAAAAUUUCACUAAUAUAUGAUUGUACCUAUACCUAAUGUCGUUUGAUCCUAA
This is a messenger RNA of Pectinophora gossypiella (pink bollworm), 877 nucleotides long. RefSeq lists its product as uncharacterized. NCBI's taxonomy places the organism in Eukaryota, Metazoa, Arthropoda, Insecta, Lepidoptera, Gelechiidae. The record is from RefSeq and is a predicted model, not a curated record. The transcript is spliced from 3 exons. The coding region runs from base 393 to 845 and encodes 150 amino acids.